GACGCGACGCCGAGCCGCAUUGCUCGUGGUCGUCGGCUUCGUGUGAAGACCGUGACUCGUAUAAUCGCGGAAUCGAUCGGUUGCGAGGAACGAUUAUAUCGAUCCACCAAGUGCGGCUGACCGAGCUAUGGAUCAAUUAACAAUUGUUCCGAUGACACGUCCACGUAAUGACGUUCGAAACUGUGCGAAACGUCGCUGAGAGAUUUACGCAGGUACACCACCAUCGCUAGAUCACCUAUAAUCGAUCGGUUUAAGGAAUUACAAUCAUCAAUCGGAUGAAAACUUCAUUGUAACUAGAAUUAGUCUGCGUCAAGUGUUGAUUUUGAAGAUCAUCUUGGUAUCAAUCAGAUCAAGACGUCAUUGAUCUUUUAGACAUUGUUAUAUACAAUUCGUUUGAGUCAGUGUCAGAGGCAGGGAUCGUUAUAUUGCUCAAGUGACACCUAGAUUCGGUUGGAAUCCAAUAGUGUUGACAUUGCAAGGACAUAAUCUCACCAGAAAGUAUGUGUUAAAAAUCUACAGUGGUCGCAGGAUAUGGCAGCUAUGCAUUACAACGCGCAGAUGGUCUCAGAAGACUUGCAUCAGCAUCCGCGACAUCUCUACAGCCUUCAACAGAGACUUCAGGAUCCCGGAUCUUCGCCCAGAUCGGAGGAUGCCAGAUCGCCGCUGGACAGCCGAGUGAGAUCGCUCGAGGAAGUGCGUUUCGUGGGUGCUAGAUCGCCGGACGUGGAAGAUAGAGUAAUCAGAUAUCACGAGGAUGCCGGAAGUAAACGUUUCCCGAAAGACCACUCGGGGCCUGUUUUCUUCCAGGAUUCGGAAAACUCGUCCAGAAAAUGUUUUAGCGACGGAAUAGCGACGAGUCGUUGCCGCGAGUCGGAAAGCUCUCCCGGAAGGACGUCUUCGCCGCAAAAUUACAUCCUCAGCUCGUCCAAUCAGCACAAUAGCUCCAUUGGCAAAACGUCUUUCUGCAUCGAUGCGCUUCUGGGUCGCGCUACGAAGCAGAAUGAAAUAGAACAAUCGUCGGCCGAUCGACAGAAAUCGUUCUCCAGAAAUCACGGUGUCCAAUCUGAUGGCCUGAAUCUCGGUGGCAUUCAGGAACGGGAAUCCCCCACCGCCAUAAGAUGUUCCGGAGAUCAAAGAACCGCCUUGAGAAAUUCUCUAAAUCCUUUCGUUCAGCAUCACGAAUCCGAUUCGCCCAGUCUGGAAGCACGAGAUAGACACUCCUCCAAUCGCGAGACCGUUCUCGGCCUCCAUUCCAGCGAUUCCGGCGUGUCGGUCCAAAGGGGCCAGUUCAGGCCCGAAACGGGGACCAGCAACUAUCGGAACGACCGGCUCGAGAACGUCGAGGACGACACGUCGGUCGACGUGGACCCGACGCGAACCGGAAGCGCCAGUCCCGGGAGUAACGCGAGUCGCAGUCCCGCUUCCAGCCCUCCGAUAUCUCCCGGCUCGGAGGAUCCGUCCAGUAACGGGGUGCUGAGCCAUCAGAGCCUCGCAUCCGGGCCCUACGGCGUGGGCGCGGCGGUGGUCAGGCAGAAUCAGGGCCUCCUACUGCAUCCCGCGGGACCACUCAUCCAUCCCGGAGGAUUGUACUAUCAUCCGGCCGGCGGCAGCGCCUUCCACUCGAUACACAAGGAGGGUCAGCCGGUCGGCCAUCCCCAAUCUGGAGGGCCUCAUCCUCAGCAGCAUCACAUCCAUCCACUCCAGCUCGAGUGGUUCGCCCGGACCGGCAUGUUAUACCCGAGACUUCCCGCGGAUCUGGCCGGUUGCGCGGCACAGCAUGCAUUGCUGGGCAAAACUAGGAGGCCUAGGACCGCCUUUACGUCCCAGCAGCUCCUCGAAUUGGAGAAGCAAUUCCGACAGAACAAGUACCUCAGCAGACCGAAGAGGUUCGAGGUCGCGACGUCGCUGAUGCUCACGGAAACGCAGGUGAAGAUCUGGUUUCAAAAUCGCCGAAUGAAAUGGAAACGCAGUAAGAAGGCGCAGCAGGAGGCUCGUACGAGCGGAAAGGUCGAGGAAGCCGGAAGCGCGAGGAGUGCCGAUAGGGACACUGGAAGUGACGUCAGCGUGAAUGCACCUGGAACACCGGAGGAAUCUAGAGGAACGCUCCAGGAAAGUCAGAGAACUGGAACGGACCUCCAGGAGCCUUUGUAUCGGCCUUACGUGGUCUAAAAGAGCAACGGAAGCAUUUAACUGUUGGGGGACCAACAUUUUUCGAAAAUGCGCGAAAAAAGAACAGUAUUCGCGAACGUACACAGACGUUUCAGCCGCUCAUUUUAUUUUAUACAUAAUUAUUUUGGAUGUAGAUAUAUUUUAUUUAACUAUAUUUUAUUUAAAUAUUAUUAAUUUAAUUAGGUGGCAAACACAGAAUAUACGAAAAAGAAAUAUUUCUCUUAAAAUGUUAAAAGAAAAAUAAUUGUUGGUCCCCUAACGGUUAAAAAGAUGUAAAUUAUCACUAAACUGAUUGUUUCUUGGAAAAUUGAGUUGUUCAGAGAAACGAUUUCAAAGUCGAGUGCGAAUCUAAAGAUUCGAUUAAUAAAACUAAGUUCUGCUUGUUAAUUUGACUGCGUGAUUGUUCCUGUAUAGAUACUUUUUAUAGUGAGAAGCAAAAGUAUCCCGCUUUACUAUCGAUUGCGACAUAAUUUUGAUAGUCGAUCGUAACAGUAAAAGUUGUUAUGACUUACUAUCAGAGAUUGAAAGCGACAUAAUACUGAUUUUUCGUCGGUGAGUGCAUCAGCUUGCGCCCAUCUAUUGUCACGAACAAACGUGGAAAUUAUUUUCGCGUGCAUCGAUCUCAAUGAAUUUCGGUCUCUGCUUAUUGUUGAACACAGUUUUCUACCAAAAAAACAGUCGAUCUCUCGUGUGUGUAUAUAUCUCACCUCUAUAAUUUACUAUAUCAAAAGUUCUGAUGUAAAUAAGUGCGAACGAGACGAUAUUCACGAACACGAUCAUUAACGAUACCUCGCUUGUUAAUCACACGGUUAUUAGAUACACAAGUGUCACUGCUGAUUCUAGAGAAGCGUCUUGCUCAAAACCAGCGGGAUAUUGGUUUUAUAAUCGAAUUAUCUUUUUAUUGCCUGCCGGAGAAAAGGCGGACAAUAAUCGCGUUUCGAGCAUGCAACAACUGGAAGAUCUACGCGCCGUGAUCGUGCGAUUUAACGAUCGACGCGCAUAUGUGACAGCGAAGAUCUACCUUCGGGAUUUAUGAAGCCUCGAGACGGAUGCCAUUUAAUCUAAAUUCAUCGUGUAUAUAGACAUGACUAGAUAGUAUUUAUUCUGUGUUCGCUCGGCUUGUAAGAUAGAAGAGACGCCAGGCAGACGCUGGAAUCGCGAAGUUGUUAAUAUAAACGGUGUAAAGAGAAAACAGGACGGUAUAGGAUCGUUCCUGUCCAGAGGUACAGGCGUUACUCGAGCAUUGUCCCAUACGAGUGCGCGUGCGAGCGAGAAGCAUGUAUUUACGAUGUGAGUGUAAAUAUUAUCCGCAUAGGUUCUAAGUUAGUGAAUGCGAUGCAAAUACACGGUAUGAUAAUAUCGCGAGAAGUUCCUAAAUAAAUUAUGAA
Molecule: messenger RNA, 3557 nt
Organism: Temnothorax curvispinosus
Lineage: Eukaryota; Metazoa; Arthropoda; Insecta; Hymenoptera; Formicidae
Gene: exex
Product: homeobox protein Nkx-6.1
Exons: 3
Coding region: 532-2169 (545 amino acids)
Biological process (GO): spinal cord motor neuron cell fate specification; central nervous system development; neuron projection morphogenesis
Cellular component (GO): nucleus
Molecular function (GO): DNA-binding transcription factor activity, RNA polymerase II-specific; sequence-specific double-stranded DNA binding
Source: RefSeq, a predicted model, not a curated record